CUACAGACCUCUGAGGGAUGCGGCGCUCUCCAAUGAGCACAGGGAUCCGUCUGUUUCCUCACUUCCUCUGUCUCUCUCAGGGCUCGGCUCGAAACUCCUGCGCUCUUAGGCAGCCAUCUUGGAUCUCGCUUUGAACAAGAGGCAACAGACGCGGCUGUUUGGUUGGAAUGGAACCGUCAACAAGCGCGUCCUCCCCGCGGCUCCGACGCCUGUGACCGCUGCCGUUAGCACCGAAUGUACCGGACCGUCCGCUUACAGGAUCCCUCGAUGAGCAGAUUGUGUUUUGGGGAGAUCGCAGCGGAGGCCCCGUGAAGUGUAAAAUUUUCUCUAUUCUUAACGUUACUUGAACCGGACAUCCGAAAUAUGAAGCAGACAGCGACGCGAGGCCUGGGAGUAUUAUGUUUUUAACAGUGCACAAGUUAGCCGGUCUCAUUAGCUAUUUUGGGAUCUAUUAGAUGGCUUGCAAUCGGUAAUUAAACGCCGUAACGUCAGCGGAAUAUUUCUCCCAAACUUUUAACAAGUUUGUUUCCAGCUUUAGAAGCAAAUCAAUGAUAUUGACCAAGCGUGUAAUCUGUCAAAUAUAUAUUUUCCCCUUCGUUGCACCGCAAAACCUGCUGCUUAAAUCGUAAUUCUGGGAAAGCAGCUUUCCAUCAACACUAUGUCAACAACAAGAGCCCCCCUGCCCACCGUCAACGAGCGGAAGGCUGAAAAUCAUACAACGAAUGGCCACGGCCGAGGGGAGGUGACUUCUCGAUCUGUGAGGUCGAGUGGUCGAAACCGAAAUUCUGGCUCCGGAUUAGAUGAUGUGCACCCUCUUGUUGGGAAUUACAGACUUCUAAAAACCAUUGGAAAGGGCAACUUUGCCAAGGUCAAACUGGCUCGCCAUAUCCUCACAGGAAGCGAGGUGGCAAUAAAAAUUAUUGAUAAAACCCAACUAAAUCCAACAAGCCUUCAAAAGCUUUCCAGAGAAGUCACAAUCAUGAAGAAUUUAAACCACCCAAAUAUAGUCAAACUGUUUGAGGUGAUAGAGACUGAGAAGACACUGUUUCUUGUGAUGGAAUAUGCCAGCGGAGGUGAGGUGUUCGACUAUCUAGUGGCUCAUGGGAGGAUGAAAGAGAAAGAGGCCAGAGCUAAAUUUAGACAGAUUGUGUCAGCUGUGCAGUAUUGUCACCAAAAACACAUUGUUCACCGAGAUUUGAAGGCUGAAAACCUGCUGCUAGAUGCUGAUAUGAACAUUAAGAUAGCUGACUUUGGCUUCAGUAACGAGUUCAUGGUGGGAAAUAAGCUAGACACGUUCUGCGGCAGCCCCCCUUACGCUGCCCCCGAGCUCUUUCAGGGUAAGAAGUACGACGGGCCGGAGGUGGACGUGUGGAGUUUGGGCGUCAUACUCUAUACGCUGGUCAGCGGCUCCCUACCCUUCGAUGGACAGAAUCUCAAGGAACUGCGUGAACGUGUGUUACGUGGUAAAUAUAGGAUCCCUUUUUAUAUGUCCACGGAUUGUGAGAAUCUUCUCAAGAGAUUCUUGGUCUUGAACCCAGCCAAAAGAGGAACGUUAGAGCAAAUCAUGAAGGAACGCUGGAUCAAUGCUGGCUUUGAUGACGAUGAACUCAAACCCUUCCUUGAGCCAGAGGCCGACAUCUCAGACCAGAAGAGAAUAGAUGUGAUAGUGGGAAUGGGCUUCUCUAGAGAGAAAAUCCAAGAGUCUUUGUCCAAAAUGAACUAUGACGAGAUCACAGCCAUAUACCUACUGCUGGGAAGGAAGACCAAUGAGGAGGUCAGUGAAUCCAGCUCCAAUAGUAAUCUCUCCGUGGCAAAGACCAGACCCACCAGUGAGAUGAACGGCCAGUCACCAUCGCACCUGAAGGUCCAGAGAAGCGUCUCCUCCAGUGAAUCCAGAAAAUCCAGACGCCACAGUGAACAAGUUGCUGUGGUCGCUAACUCGGCGUUGAGUAACUCCAAGAAGACGGUUCCUGUCACAGCUGACGGUGACGUCAAACAGGAAGGUGGAGUCACAGCACGUAAGCCGCCCACUCACAGCCCCCCCAGCCCACUCCUGGGUAACGCCAACAACCCCAACAAAACAGAAAUACCUGACCGCAAGAGAGGAAACUCCAUCACACCUAAUAAUAACUCUGGAUCGGGAGGCAUGUCAAGGAGAAACACGUACGUGUGCACUGAGAGAAACAACACAGACCGCCUUUCUGUCAUUCCUAAUGGGAAGGAGAACAGUGUGACAUUGUCUCCUGGCUCUCGGGACCCGGGUGCCUCCACUCACAGCAUCAGCACUGCUGCCACACCUGAUAAAACGCGUUUCCCACGAGGCUCCGCAAGCCGCAGCACCUUCCACGGACAGCUGAGAGAUCGUCGCACGGCCACCUACAACGGCCCACCCGCUUCGCCAACGCAGCCGCGCAGCCGCGGUAAUGCCAACAACCUGCUCACCAAGCUGACCUCCAAACUCACGCGCAGAAAUAUGUCAUUCAGGUUUUCCAAAAGAGUCUCAACCGAGUUUGAGAGAAGCGGGAGAUUUGAGGGCUCAAGUCGCCAUGUAUCUGGGGAUCAGCAGAAAGAUGAAGGGAAAGAUGGAAAAGACGGGAAACCCCGCUCUCUCCGUUUCACCUGGAGUAUGAACACCACCAGCACCAUGGAGCCAGCCGACAUCAUAAAUGAGAUCCGCAAAGUUCUGGACGCCAACAGCUGCAGUCACCAGCAGCGUGAACGCUUUCUGCUUCUCUGUGCCCACGGGGACAGCUGCACCGACAGCCUCGUCCAAUGGGAGAUGGAGGUUUGCAAACUUCCCCGGCUCUCACUUAAUGGUGUCCGUUUUAAGAGGAUAUCUGGCACCUCCAUCGCUUUUAAGAACAUUGCUUCCAAAGUUGCAGGCGAACUCAAGCUAUGAAUAUAUCUUUAAUCAAACUACAUAGAGAAAUUUAUGAAAUGGUUCAGUUCAAUAUAGACAAACAAAUUAAGCUGUACAAUCGUAAAGUAGCAGUUUCCGAAUGUUUUUUUUUUUUUCUUUUUUAAUAAACCACUUACAUGUAUUUGAAAAAAUGUAUAUAUUUUAACAUUGCUUAAAGCAAUAAUUUCUUAACAUCGGUCACACAAUUAUCGUAUUAUCGUGCAAGUCGUUAAAUGCUGUAAAAAGAACAGGUUUGAACCUUUCAGUGUUACGAUUGUAUGAAGCUCUGAGAAUGUUCAGAGAGGAACUCAUUGCCAUCAUUGCAGGCGGAUGAGUUGAGGCUGAUCAUUCAGGAAAUGGACGCUAGAUGGAGAUUUGUGGGGUUUCGUUUUGUUUUAGCUUUUUAACAGGCACUAUUCUGUGGUGGUUUUAAGUAUCGCGUGUUUUGGGCGGCUCUUGUGUAAAGGGUUUUGCCCGAAUCUUGAGUUGCUUUUUGAAAAUUUGCUCUGCGCCUCUAUGUAUUGAGGGUGCUCGUCUGUGAAAGCGGCUGCAGUAAACCUGAUUUGAGCUCAGUUUCACUGUUUGAAUGUUAUUAAGAGCAACAUUUCGAUGUUUUAUAAUUUAUUUCACUUUUGCCCACUCAAAUGUAUUUUUUGUGUAAAUAAUGUACUUUAUGCGGCAAGUACACAUUUUCAUACUGUUUUGUUGGAGUUCUCUGAAACCAAGAGGGCGUCUUGUAAUCUUUCACUUCUAAGACUCACCACAGAUUCCAUUAAACUAUCUGUAACUUGUCACGGUGUUCAUUGCAGAGAUCUAAUACAGCUACAAAAUGAU
Molecule: messenger RNA, 3733 nt
Organism: Onychostoma macrolepis
Lineage: Eukaryota; Metazoa; Chordata; Actinopteri; Cypriniformes; Cyprinidae
Gene: mark3a
Product: MAP/microtubule affinity-regulating kinase 3a
Exons: 18
Coding region: 659-2899 (746 amino acids)
Biological process (GO): protein phosphorylation; intracellular signal transduction
Cellular component (GO): plasma membrane; cytoplasm
Molecular function (GO): ATP binding; protein serine/threonine kinase activity
Source: RefSeq, a predicted model, not a curated record